Molecule: messenger RNA, 150 nt
Organism: Plenodomus lingam JN3
Lineage: Eukaryota; Fungi; Ascomycota; Dothideomycetes; Pleosporales; Leptosphaeriaceae
Source: RefSeq, a predicted model, not a curated record
AUGCCACAGCGCCUUGCACCGGAGUGCGGGCGACGGACACGGCGAGGAGAGGCGAGCGACGGACAUUGCACACAUCGCACACGCACACACACACACACACAGAAUGUGAUGAUUACCGUUCGGCGGACAGAGAGGCACAUCCCACAAUAG